AUUAUUUUGAGUUAGGGGUAGUGAGGCAUUCUGGAUUUUAGAUGUUCUAGCUAUGCAGACAAGUAUGAAAUCUUUUCUUACUGCUACUAUGGCAUGAAUUCAGGAAGCUUCAAUAACCCUUGUACUUUCAUUAUGGUCAAGUGCUGCAUAGUAUGAGCAGCUUGGUAGCUGAGCUACAAGGUAACAUAAUGAAAAAGAAAUGAAAUAUUGAUCAUGACAAAGCUUUUUUUCUAGGAUGUGUUAUUCUCCACUGGAUUUGGUUUCUUGGUCCCAUAUUACACUAGACGCAAAACUUAUUUUCAGCUGUUUUCUAUGAUAUUAGACCAUCUCUUCUAUUUCUCGGCCAAAUGAUUUAAUUAUUGCAUGCAAAGUGGAACAGCUUUAACAAGGACUCAGACUUCCCUUUGGACCAGAUGCUGGUUAAGUGCUCACCUGUCACAUAAGAGCUAGCAUGUACUACACUGAGUAGCAUUAACAGAGAAAAAGGAUGGGCUUCUAACUCCUCUGAGUUGGUUCCUUCAAUCAUGAGUAACAUGCUGAAUCCAGAUGCUAUCUUUUCAAACAAUGAAAUGAGCCUGUCAGACAUUGAAAUUUAUGGAUUUGAUUACGACUACACGUUGGUCUUUUAUUCUAAACAUCUGCACACGUUGAUCUUCAAUGCUGCUCGAGAUCUUCUUAUUAAUGAGCAUCGGUACCCUGCAGAAAUAAGAAAAUAUGAUUAUGAUCCCAAUUUUGCAAUCAGAGGACUUCAUUAUGAUGUUCACCGGGCGUUAUUAAUGAAGAUUGAUGCUUUUCAUUAUAUUCAGCUGGGAACAGUUUAUAGAGGCCUCAGUGUCGUCCCAGAUGAAGAAGUCAUUGCAAUGUAUGAUGGUUCCCAUGUCCCUUUAGAGCAAAUGAGUGACUUUUAUGGAAAGAGCUCACAAGGAAAUACAAUGAAGCAAUUCAUGGAUAUAUUUUCCCUGCCAGAAAUGACACUCCUUUCUUGUGUGAAUGAAUACUUUCUGAAAAACAACAUAGAUUACGAGCCCGUUCAUCUGUACAAAGAUGUCAAGGAUUCAAUCAGGGAUGUCCACAUCAAAGGAAUAAUGUACAGAGCAAUUGAAGCAGAUAUUGAGAAAUACAUCUGCUAUGCCGAACAAACUCGUGCAGUGUUAGCAAAGCUGGCUGAUCAUGGCAAGAAGAUGUUUCUCAUCACAAACAGUCCCAGCAGCUUUGUGGACAAAGGCAUGAAAUUCAUAGUUGGCAAGGAUUGGAGGGAUCUCUUUGAUGUGGUCAUUGUACAAGCUGAGAAGCCGAACUUUUUCAAUGAUAAACGAAGACCGUUUCGAAAGGUGAAUGAAAGGGGAGUAUUGCUCUGGGACAGAAUUCACAAGCUGCAGAAAGGUCAGAUUUACAAACAGGGUAACUUGUAUGAAUUUCUGAAGCUUACUGGCUGGAGGGGCUCUAAAGUUCUCUACUUUGGUGAUCACAUUUACAGUGACUUGGCAGAUUUGACCCUGAAGCAUGGCUGGCGCACUGGUGCGAUUAUUCCAGAGUUACGAUCAGAGAUUAAGAUCAUGAACACAGAGAAGUACAUUCAAACCAUGACCUGGCUUCAAACCUUGACAGGAUUAUUGGAACACAUGCAGGUUCAUCGUGAUCCUGACUCACAAAUGAUUUUAGAAGAAUGGAAGAAGGAAAGAAAGGAACUGAGGGAGAUGAACAGGAAUUUCUUCAAUGCACAAUUUGGAAGCUUAUUCAGAACUGAUGAGAAUCCAACUUAUUUCCUAAGACGUCUCUCUAGAUUUGCAGAUAUCUACAUGGCAUCACUGAGUUGUCUCUUGAACUAUGAGCCUGAUUACACGUUUUAUCCAAGAAGGACUCCAUUGCAGCAUGAACUUCCUGGCUGGUCAGACCAGCUGUACACUGGUACAUUCAGAAUACCUUUCCUACCAGAGACAGUUCAGAUCAAAUAAACGUUCAGCAGCUUCUCUUAAAAUGGGCAAAUACAUACAAUUUUUUUGAAAGUACAUGUAUUUUAUUUAAGUCACUUAAAUGUGUUAUCUUGAUCUAGAGGUAAUUCAUGCUUGUUCUCAUAAGUGUAGUACCUGUUUUCUCCUCUUUUGCUUGGAGAUCUAUAAACUCAUCUUACAUACAGAAGAAAUGAUGGACUGCCAAAACUGUAGUGGGCUGGGAGGGAGGGCACAUCUGAGGGGAAGGACUGGUGGUGAUCCGGGGUGGUUGAUUUUGUUUGUUCAGUGGAAAUUUCGAUCUGCAGCCUUGUGGUUUACAAACAAAUACCUGUACUCUGUUCUGGCCCUGUUCAGCACUCCAGCUGCAGCCUGCAAUGGACCUUGGCAUUGAAAAGCUUAAAUGCAGUAUUAGUAAUUCAGUGAUACAUAGUUAAUAGCCAGUUUAUGAUGAGGGAUGAGGUAUGCAUUUUAACUUCCCUUGCUGCCAUAGCUAGAGCCUUACCUGUAACUGAACUAACUGCUGUGGUGUUGGUGUGGUUCUGCUGCAUUGCAGUGGUUACAGUACUGGCAGCUCAGGCUGAGGGACUUUUUCUCCUGUCUGUGCAGUUUCUGUUCUUGUAAUGGCUGUGCUUGGCUGUAGGUGGACCUCAGCCUAAAACUGAAAGUGACAGUAACUUGGGCUGUUUCAGCUUCCUUUUGCUAGCUUUUCUUCCCUUUUAUUAAAUUUUAUUUUAUUUUUUUAAUUUGAAAAGACUUUAAAUAUUCACUCUCUAAUACUGAAGCCAUUUCAAGAGGUCUGGUGUUUUGCAUUUCAUAGUGGAGACAGAUCUCUGUCAGGCUUAAGAUUACACUUAAAUGCUGCUUUUUAAAAUCUUAAGUGUCUUACAGCAGUAUGCAAUGUGGUUUUGCUGUUCCCUAGGAGAGAAUGUAUUUCAUAUAGCCUUCAUUAAUGGACUUUUACAGUCAAAAGUAAGCACGCACAAUGAGCAAAUGAGUUAAAAGACAAAAUAAGAAAUGAGAGAAUGAAACCCAGAGCUUUCUGAUGCCCUUUUUUUUAGCUCAAACCCUGAAAGGUGAAUUGGGGGUGGUGGACAGUUUGCAUCAAGCAAAAUAAUUUUGAUGGUGCAGUUUUUAUUGAAUUACUGAAAUUGCAGGUAAUGUGUGAGCACAAACUCUGGGUACAAUAUGUGUUCCAAAGAUUUGAGCUGAAAAAUGUCUAUUUUGCACAAGGAAAACGUCUGUUGAUGUGUUUCCUCAAACAGGCACUUUAUGGAACUGCUACCUGGUUGUUUUUAAAUGAGGAUGCUUUCCUUUCUCUGCAUCCAAAGGAUUUUUUGUUCUUUUUCUUUAACUGGUGCUUCCCACCCCAGCCAUUUUAGAAGGCAGAAUAUGAUUAAUAUUUUUUCAAACUGUAGGUACUAAAGGCUCUGUUUUUAAAAACAUAUCCUUAAAAUACAUAGUAUUUGGUAUUCUUCAUUUUGGGAUAUCAUUUUCUUCCUACCGUGAUUGUCAGGUAAACAAACUUUUGGUGACCAAAAGUUUUCUUGUUUGUUUUAUUUUCUUUUUAACCUCUCUGUAUCAUGUGCAAGUACCUGUAUGGAAUUUCCUAUGCAGUACCUCCCAUAUUUUUGAAAGCAUAUUUGCAAAGUAAUGAAUGUAUUUUAAUCUAGCCUGCACAACUUCUUAAGUAGUUUUCCUGUAUUCUUGAAAUCAGUCUGAAGUCCUCAGAGGUUGUUACAGAUUUUAUGUUCCUGGUUUUCUUGUGUUCCUGCUUCAGACUUGAUGUGCAACACCCCUGAACUGUGUGUAUUUGAACAGAUGAAUAUAUUCAAAAUGAGUAAGUUCAUCUGACGGUCCUGCUGUUCUGCUGGAAGAAAAAGAUAAAGUUUUUCAGGAAGUUAGUUUGGCUUUAUCAGGCCACUUGUUGGUGCGGCUGUGCAAGAAAUAUUUAGCAUAACUUGAUAAUGAAAUGUGGGGAUGGAAACACCCCCGAUUUGCCUUCAGUUCUUUAUCCUGACGCUCAGCUAGAACUGAACUUGGUGUUACGUGUGUGUAGCACCUCUCAGGCUCCAGAGAUUUCAAUGCACUGUUAAAAAAAACCCCAGUCACAACCCCAAACCACUGUACGUUCUCCAUCUUAGUAUCAGCAAAUAAUAAUCUUCUGUUAACUUGGUUCUGCAUUACUGCAUUUGAUAAUGUUUUGUUGGUUAUAGCUCUGUGAUUAUUCUUUUAAAGCUGGCUAGGAGUCAGUUUGCCUGAUUUUCUUGUGUUAAGCAGGAACAGUUUAAUUGGGUUGGAUGAGGUUAUCCACAUAACACAUGGCAGGGGGGUUGGAACUAGAUGUUCUUAAGGUCCUUUCCAAACCUAACUAUUCUAUGAUUCUAUGAGGUGAUUUUCUCCUCUCCUUCUUCCUUUCUCUUAGCUUACAAAUCAACCUUCUGUACAAAGCUAUGUUACAGCAGCCAGCUGAAGUAAAAUCUUGUUUAUAUUGCAUGACUUCUUGAAAUAAACAACACUGCAUGAAAAGAAAAAAGAUUG
Messenger RNA from Neopsephotus bourkii (Bourke's parrot), 4490 nucleotides. It is a transcript of the gene NT5DC3, whose product is annotated as 5'-nucleotidase domain containing 3. Bases 525 to 1955 code for a protein of 476 amino acids. The record is from RefSeq and is a predicted model, not a curated record. NCBI's taxonomy places the organism in Eukaryota, Metazoa, Chordata, Aves, Psittaciformes, Psittacidae. Gene Ontology annotation, molecular function: 5'-nucleotidase activity. The transcript is spliced from 15 exons.